AUGAUCAUUGUCUUUCUCGUCGCUUCAAAUAAGCAUUUAUUUCGACACAGGAGAAGCCACAACGGUAUCCUACUCCUCGAUUAUGCGAAGACUGUGCGAGUCGUGGUGGUUGCUGUAGUAGAGGUUGUGGAUGCUGUCAAAAACCUCGCAGUGACUUUCGCCUCACAGGGCAUGGCCAUUGUACCAAGUUUCGCGGCUGUUAUUUUCAAGCCCGUGGCUUUGAGCUGGAUGAGACACAAGAGAAGCUAUUGA
Messenger RNA from Penicillium maclennaniae, 252 nucleotides. RefSeq lists its product as uncharacterized. The transcript has a single exon. NCBI's taxonomy places the organism in Eukaryota, Fungi, Ascomycota, Eurotiomycetes, Eurotiales, Aspergillaceae. The record is from RefSeq and is a predicted model, not a curated record. Bases 1 to 252 code for a protein of 83 amino acids.